AUUUAUCUAGUUAACUAUGCAAGAAGCAGUUUAUCCUUUUUCACAUUGUGAUAUGGAAGACAAUAUUGCAAUAUAUGACUUUUUUUAAUUUUCAAUUUGUAUUUUUUAUGCUUCGUGAACCACUUUUGAUGCCAAAAUACUCAAAUGGAUAUUUUGGUAAUUUUAUUCUUUCUCUACCUCACGUUACCUAAUAAACAUCCAAACACAAUUUUUUAACUCUUCUUCUUCAAUUACCUAUCAUUACCUACCUAAUAAAACUUUUACCUACCUCCAACCAAACAUAGCCUUAGAAAACGAAAAGAAAAAGGAAGAAGAAGAGGAAUAUCGGAAAGUUGAAAAGCACGGCGGAGAGCGAUCCACGGAACAACCCUAGCAGCGAUUUCUCCCAUUUUAAGAUUUUCAGGUCCGCCUCUCAUCUCACCAUAAUGUCUCCCAUAUACUAUAUAGCCAUGUUAUAUGUAAUGUGAUUUUAGAUUUCUCACUUCUCUUGUUAGCUUUGUUACGUUUUUUGCAUAUUGAUGUGGAUUUUAGCAUAUGGAAGGGGGUUAUGUAACUUAUAUUGUGCACUAUAUUUAGCCGUGUCAUUUGUCUUAUAUUUUUCGAUUCUCGUAUUAUCGUGUUUGUAUUGUGUGUAAAUCUAAAAUUUAUUUAUGAACAUGGUUUCUACCUAAUCCUACUUUUGUGGUGAUCCUAGAUGCACGCCAAGUUGCACACCACCCCUUCCCCACCAGACAUUUUUUUAUCUACUCUCCAAUCUCAUUAUUUCCUUUUUGGGACGUCCCAGAAAAAGCCUCAUCUUUCCUUUUAUGGAAACCUUUGAGUGGCUCACGAUAUUUCUCUUUUCUCUGCAUCACUUUCAACCAUACAUUUACACUUUCUUUAAACUUUGUGCCAAGUCAAACUGGGAGCUUUUUUUGGGAUGGAGGGAGUAAUAUAUUGACUGCUUACCUAGUGAACUUUAAUCUUCUUUCCUAUGCGGCUUGUUGUGCACUUGUGCCUUUCAGCUUCUCUCUCAUAGUCUUUUUCUUCUUAAGGAUCAAUCGUCUUCUACUGUUCUUUCAUCGCGGUAAGACUUCCUUAUCCUUGUUUUAUUUGUGAGUCCUUUUUUUGUUUAUGGUACGUUUGGUUCUUCAAGGGUAAACUAUCAAAUGAUUUUUUAAACUUACCUACUGAACCUUCAUUAUUUGUUUCCACCAUUAGCUUUCUCUCUUUUUCUAUAGAUUUUUGUUGUUUCAUAUAUAAUCUUUUAGAGUAGGUGAUUCAAUGUCAGACUAGGCAUUUUAAUAUGGGGUAGAUUUAUAAACUGAUACAAAGGAAGUAAAAAAAAUACAUGUACUCGAAGUCCAAUUUUCGCAGUAAAGACACCAUAGAAGCGAUCACUAGAAAACUGCCACAAUACUUGCACAAUAUUCAUUUGAAUCUGUGUUGCGUCAAAGGUAGGCAUGAGUCGGUGACUUAGUGUUGCCCCAUUGUAAAUCUUGAAAGUGUUUUGCCUUACCCCAGUAAUCUACCCUCCAUUUACUAGUGAAUGAGAUAUAUGAAGUAUUUUUGGAAUCCAGAUACUUUGGCUUGCAAAACAAGAAAUGGAAUUUUGCCCUACAUGUGCUAACUUAUUGCAAUUUGAGAUGCCGAAUAUGGACCGCCCUGGUGGAUUCGCCUGCCCUACUUGCCCGUAUAUAUGUGACAUUGGAGCCAGGGUCAAAAUCAAGAGAAAAAUGCAUCUAGUUCCAAAGAAGCUAGAUCCAAUUCUUUCAGUCGAUUCAAUGGACACAGCCCCAACGACUAAAGAGAGAUGUUCGACUUGUGGAUACGACGAAGCAGCUUUUGUGGAGAUGCAAACAAGGUCCGCGGACGAACCCGCGACCCGGUUUUAUAGAUGCAAAAGGUGCAGAUACACUUGGUGUGAGUACUGAGGGGGGCUUAUUGGGAGGGAGCAGUUUUGUUUUCUUUGAUGGUGGAAUGCUGUUAUUACUCUGUUGUGUUUUUCCUUUGGUCUUUUUCUUUGCCUUUUGGCAUUUAGAUGUUAUUUUCUCCAAUGUAUUUGUUUACUACAUACUCUUGUUGGGUAUCCCCCACCCAGACCAUUCACUUGGAGUUAAAUGUGACAUUAGUUUGGACUCUGGAGGUGUAGUUUAAUGAGAUAGAAGGUUAGAAUAGGUCUAGUAAAAUACUACUCCCAUA
Molecule: messenger RNA, 2181 nt
Organism: Cuscuta campestris
Lineage: Eukaryota; Viridiplantae; Streptophyta; Magnoliopsida; Solanales; Convolvulaceae
Source: the annotation of a GenBank genome assembly